AUGAUUUUGAAAAGAGAUUUAAUUUUAACACGGAUUUACCUCCUCCGGAGCCUUAUAAAGAUUUUCUGAAGACGUAUCCUAGUAAGAAUAAAACUAAGGAAAAAGGUAAGAGUAAUAGCACAGAUUUUGCAUUGCGGAGUAAGCGUAUGCGUGAUUUGGUUGGUUGCUUGAGCUGCAAAUGGUCCAGGCAGUAAAUGUGACUUUUGCAUAUGUCACUUGAAAUUUGUUUUGAAAAGAAGUGGUAAGAUAAAACAUAAAGAUGUCUUUUAUUCUUAAGACAUAUUUUAGAUUUUGUGUAUCAAGUAUCUUGUUUAUACUGUUUACGUUUCAGUUCAUAUAUUCGAGUGAUUUCAUCACAUAAUAUUUCAUACUCCUGUGGCGUAGAACUGAGACGACAACAAGGGGCUUUCAAGGAGGGGGGCGGAGUGACAAGGCAGGGAGGGUGGAACAUGGUAAAUAUGGGAAGUGCCAAUACUUAUUUUUGGUUCUAGCAAUUCUUCGAUUAGUGUUUUCUGAAGAAGGGACUUAACUUGAGGUAAAAGGAUUCCGAUAUACCGAAGCUUAUUUCAUAUUGGAGUCACAUAAAUGAUCUAAUGGUAGGAUCAUAGAGAUUACUAAAUUUGUUUCAAAAAUUUUCGGGGCUUAGUCAGCCGUAUCUCCGUCAUAUUAAACUUACGAUAAUAUUCAUUAACAAAUCUGACUCGGCAAGUAUUCACUUAUUACAAUAGUCUCCGAUUGAUAUUUGAAAAAAUGUAGGAAUUAUAUCACGCCAAGGUUUGUAUUUCAAAUUCUGGUUACGCCAAUGCAGAAAUAUUUGGGGAUCGACAUUUGCAGAAUUUUUCAGACAUGUUUUUAUGUUUGACAGCUAAUUCUGAAAAUUACACCGAUUGAAUAUCUAAAUUAUACCUAAUUAAUCUACUAUAUCGAUACCUAAGUUACAGCGGAAAGUUAGAUAAAAAAUUCAUAUAGCCUGCAGUAGGAAAUUUGUAUCUAAGACUACUCUAGCUUGGUCACAGAAGUGACGAGGGGUCAACUCUAAAACAAAACACAGUUAUCAGAGUGAGUCGAUUGUUCGUUUUAUGUAUUAGCCUUGUGUUUGUUGGCAAGUACAAGGAAGAGGGCCCCCUAUACUCUUUGCGUGAAACAUGAUGGGCUUAUUUUACCUAGCCGUGAAACGUGAUCGAUGAUUUUCUUAACCAGUGAACGUGAAGGAAUUUUUUCAAUUUUUCGUGACUCGUGAAAAGGCAAAAUAUUUUUACGUGAAAGCAUAUUGUGAAGAGGUAUAGGGGACCUUCAAGGAAUUUCGUAUCAUAUUCUCACUCUAGCACACCAUAUGCAUUAAUACAUUUGAGGUUGGCCCCUCGUCAGAUUAACUGCAUAAUGCCUUCGUGAAACCCAACAAUAACUACUAUGACUACAUCAGGAUGUAUCUUGUAUGCAUUAUCAGUCCAAAGGCAUGUACAUUGCUUCACACGACAACACUGUAAGACAGUCACAAGUGACAAUUUAGUUAUUUGUCCCCAUUUAUUGCAAUCUUUUGCGGAAAAUAGCCCUAAACCCAAGUCCCCAGAAAGAAAGAAAAAAUUUUCCACCUCUGCCUCAAUGAAUUCGUUUCAUACGGACGUUCCUACAUGUAUAUGCUAAUGUCUUUAUGCAUUAUUAGGUGCAGUCCAGAGAGCACCACCUCCUCCCCCGGGGCCAAGAGUCGGACCACCUCCACCACCUCCUGCACCAUCAAGAGGGGCACCGCCACCGCCGCCACCACCACCCCGGAG
Messenger RNA from Paramuricea clavata, 1775 nucleotides. NCBI's taxonomy places the organism in Eukaryota, Metazoa, Cnidaria, Anthozoa, Malacalcyonacea, Plexauridae. The record is from the annotation of a GenBank genome assembly.